CGCGGUGUGAUUGCCCAGGAGAAAGGAAGGCGCUCCAGUUCCGGGUCAGGCCCUUUUCCCGCCUCCCUCGGCCUCCGCCAUGGCGAGUAGCAGUGGUGCCGGGGCGGCGGCGGCGGCGAAUCUGAAUGCGGUGAGGGAGACCAUGGACGUUCUGUUGGAAAUUUCAAGAAUUUUGAAUACUGGCUUAGAUAUGGAAACUCUGUCUAUUUGUGUACGUCUUUGUGAACAAGGAAUUAACCCAGAAGCUUUAUCAUCGGUUAUUAAGGAACUUCGCAAGGCCACUGAAGCACUAAAGGCUGCUGAAAAUACGACAAGCUGAGUUUCUAGAGAAAUCCUGAUGGGAUAUGUCAAGCUCUUCAAGAGGAUUUGAAGAUUGCAUUGUAGUUGAGAGUGUACAAUGAAAUUACUGCAUGCAGCAGUGUAGAAACAUUUUCCUUUUUAAAAGAAUUAUAAAACCAUAGCUUUAUAAAUCAGUGGGAAAUGGCUUACAGAGAGAACUAUCAGAUGUGUUUACAUCACAUCUUACUUUUUUUUAACAGCUCUAAUGCUGGUUCGUAUUUAUGUAUUCCUUAUUUAUAGCUCUGGUAGCUUUAAUUUCCUAAGCAGUCUGUCUAUCAGAUGUGCACAUCUGCUGUGCCUGGUUGAAGUAUAGUGGAGCCCAUCAGAAGUAAUGUAGUAGUUAUGACUUGUUGACAUUUCCAUUAUAAAAUUUAAUUUUGAAUUGUUUAUGCAAAAUAACUGUGGAUUUAUGUUGUAUUGGGCUGAAAGUUGACAGAAUUUCACCCACCUUAUUUAUGGAUUUUGAUUUAGACUUACAUAUAUCAGAAUCUUUUUUAUAAGAGCAGAGAAAUCAUUUCUUCCCAUCUGCUCUUUAACAAAGAAUGUUUAGUUUUUUUAAACAAAAGUUUGUCUGGCAGUUAACAGUAUGAGCCAGAUCAUUUUUGAAUUGAUUGAAAAAUAAAACUUAGAAACUUAGAUGUUAAAAGUAAUGACAGUGCUUAGUUUUGUCAUUUGAAUCAUUUACAUUUAAUGAGAAUAUUAAUUGAUAAUAUUUUUCUUUCUAAGUUUUAUACAUAAAUGGUGGCCUAAAGAAAUAAUGCAUAGUGAAACAGUCCUAACGGCAAAAUUCUUUAAUUUUAUUACUAAAAAUAAUUUGAGUGGUUAUCUAAUCAAUCACUAAAUAGGAAGUAUCUUUCAACAAAUCUGAUAUUUUUCUGAAGGAAUACAUAUUUCCAGUCAUUAAAAACUAAAUCAAGUGUUAUGCAUCAGGAAUUGUAAGCAUUAACUUUCUAAGGUCACUUUUGCGAGUCAUUAUUUUUUCCCUGAAAGUUUUAACUACUCAAAGUGAUGGUUCAAAAUAAGUUUUAGGAAACUUAGGAUGAUGUUAAUUCUGUUCCUGAACAGACUCUCAAUGGAAUAUUUUCCCCAAGAUUAAUAUGAUUUUAAUCUGAUUUUAUUGUAGAUUUUGUUAGCUUCCUUUUAAAUGAUAGUACAAGCAUUUACUCAUUAGCAGCUUUUUUUGUUCUUCAGACAAAGUAAGACUUAGUAGUAUUUAAGUGGCAACCGUCUGUACUGUUGUAAAAAUCUUGUCUUUUGAUUAUUUUGAUUUUGUAAGCACAUAGCCCUUUUACCAAGGGCACUGGAAGGUCUAUUAUUGGCAGAACCUGGUUGGGAGACAGUGACUUGUGAUGCUAAAUCAUUUAUUUGUUAAUAAACGCUGCAAAUAUUGCAUGUUGUUACUUACAAGAUCAUAAAGACAACACAUCUGUCAGGCUCCAAAAUUUGUAUAUACCCUUAGGCCACAAGAGUCCAUAGUUUUAUUUAUGAUUUUGUAGAUUAAGUUAUUUAUGUAUAAAACAAAGCAGGAAAAUAUAUUGAGGAGUUUUGUUUACAAAGAACUUUAAUGUGUUAUACUUAAAUGUAAACAUAUAUUUUUAAUGCAUACUUGUACUAUUUAACGAAAUCAAAACAAAUUGUAAUGAUACAAUUGGCAAUGUUCUGCAUGUUGUCAAUGACAAAAAUAAAACCAUUUUGGUGGUAUUGGCAUGUA
This is a messenger RNA of Hyaena hyaena (striped hyena), 2050 nucleotides long. It is a transcript of the gene MZT1, whose product is annotated as mitotic spindle organizing protein 1. The record is from RefSeq and is a predicted model, not a curated record. The coding region runs from base 80 to 319 and encodes 79 amino acids. Lineage: Eukaryota; Metazoa; Chordata; Mammalia; Carnivora; Hyaenidae. Gene Ontology annotation, biological process: gamma-tubulin complex localization; mitotic spindle assembly; microtubule nucleation by interphase microtubule organizing center. Gene Ontology annotation, cellular component: centrosome; interphase microtubule organizing center; gamma-tubulin ring complex. The transcript has 3 exons.